AUGAACGGAGGGUUAACGUGUUGCGACCAGGAUGUUGAGGUCCCCGGCGGUCAGCAAAUCUACGUGGAUCCCUCGGGAGCUCUGAGCUUCACCCAGGCCCACUCCGCUUAUAUCCCUGCGGGUUCCGCCGUCGGUGGUUUCCAGUAUGAGGCUGGCAACCCUUGGUCCCACUACACCUUCAACGGCUGGGGCGCCAGUGGCUUCAUGGCAUGCCCCACUGAUGACAACCGCUGGCAGGUGUACGCUGCCAUGCAGAACGCGACUGUCCCCUCCGGCAAUGUGGACGACUGCCUCGGGUUCUCUGCCAUGGCGCUGACCUACAAGGGUUCCGUCCCGGCCUGGCAAUACAUCUAG
Molecule: messenger RNA, 354 nt
Organism: Penicillium maclennaniae
Lineage: Eukaryota; Fungi; Ascomycota; Eurotiomycetes; Eurotiales; Aspergillaceae
Product: putative IgE binding protein
Exons: 1
Coding region: 1-354 (117 amino acids)
Source: RefSeq, a predicted model, not a curated record